AGAACAUCGCCGUCAUGUCGCCAUAUCUUGGGCGCGUAAUCCCAAAGGCGCUCCGGUUGAAUCAGAUUAUCUCACGCGUCCCGAACUCGUUACGGCAGCUCUCGGGAGCACACUUCACACGGGGCUUUUUUCAGCGGCCAGAGGUGCGACCCGUUCGGAAUGUAAAUGGUCUAAUCAACGAAACGCAGCAACGCCAUCUAUCCUCAAGUCCCCCAUUACGUGUGCCACCCUUGGAGGCUAUUGCGGGUGCUCUUCCUUUCACCUGUUGUCCGGGAUGUGGUGCAUAUGCGCAAGUUGUUGACCCCGACCAAGCUGGAUAUUACAGCAAAACCAGGAAAGCAACGUGGAAGUUUUUCAAGGAGGCGGAACGACAAUUGGAAGAGGCCAAACGAGAAUCGGAAGAGCCCAAACGAGAACUGGAAGAGGCCGAACAAGAAUCCGGAGAAGAAGAGUCAUAUUUAACAGACACGACCCGGCAGUUGCUUGAUACUAUCCAGUUUCUUAUCCACCAGGAGGCGGAGGCAAAGAAAGCUCCUAAACCUGCUUAUGGCGCUUUAGUUGACGAAAUCACAGCCACCGUUGAGCCGGUCAUUGAGAAGCCCCGAGCUCCAAUGCCGGUCUGCGAUAGAUGUCAUAGUCUCAUACAUCAUAACAAAGCGGUUCCUGUGAUCUCGCCCUCGAUAGACUCCAUCGGGGCAUACCUUGAGGAGUCACCAUACAAAUACAAUCGGGUUUACCAUGUUAUUGACGCAGCGGACUUUCCCAUGUCUCUUGUCGACAAUAUCUACGAAGCACUCUCCAUUCAAGAACAGCGGUCGCAUAACCGACGAGCUUCCACCGAGAAAUAUCGACGAGGAAAGAAACUGCCUACCAUUAGCUUUGUCAUAACACGCUCUGACCUCUUAGGUCCUACCAAGGAAAAAGUCGACUCGAAAAUGGAGUACGUGCGCUCGGUCCUCCGCGACGCACUUGGCAAGUCAUCCACAGAUUUCCGUCUAGGCAAUGUGCAUAUGAUAAGCGCACACCGCGGGUGGUGGAACAAGAAGGUCAAGAAGGAAAUCAAGGAGCACGGAGGCGGUAUCUGGGUAGUUGGCAAGGCUAAUGUCGGGAAGAGUAGCUUUAUAGAAGCUUGCUUUCCCAAGGGCUCUGAGAACCUUGAGAAGGUUGCUGAACUAGUCGAGCGCCGUAAAGCGGAGUCGGACAAUGACCUCGGCGCUGACGGCUUUCUACCACCUGCUCCUGAGGAACAUCCCUAUCCUGUCCUUCCGAUUGUUUCAUCUCUAUCAGGGACUACUGUUUCGCCGAUCCGCAUACCGUUUGGCCGAGGCAGGGGUGAAAUGAUCGAUUUGCCCGGGUUGGAGCGAGGCCAACUAGCAGACUAUCUCCGUGAUGAACAUAAGCGAGAUAUUCUCAUGACUAGCCGGGUAAAGGCAGAUCGAUAUACUAUUAGGCCAGGUCAGUCCUUACUUUUAGGGGGGGGCCUUGUACGAAUCACGUCAGUAAACCCCAACGAUAUACUAAUGGCAGCCUGCUUCAUCCCGAUCGAAGCCCAUCUCACCAAAACCGAGAAGGCUGUGGAGAUGCAGGCUGAACAGCGUCCUUACCCCGGAGAGAGUAUUGUGAAAGAAGGCAUUAGCAACGCAAUUGCGUCUGCAGGGGUUUUUGACCUGCAGUGGGACGUGACUCGGUCGCAUCUGCCAACGUCGAUCGCGAAGGCAGUGGAAGAUAAAAAGAUGAAACUCCCAUCCCUGCCCUACAAGGUGAUGGCGGCAGAUAUCCUCAUUGAGGGAUGCGGCUGGGUCGAGCUCACGGCGCAGAUCCGCGCUAAGUCUCUAGAGGGCGAGUCCUCUAGAUCGUUGCCGCAGGUGGAGAUAUUCACCCCGAACGGACAACAUGUUGGCGUGCGGCGCCCGCUUGAAGCCUGGGAUUUCAUCGCCGAGAAGCUGGCCUCAGACAAGCGCAAGAGAGCGGGGCGAGGGCGACAGAGUAUCAGUCAGAAGAAGCGCGCUCAUCAUGGAUCGAGAGUCUGAACAUUUCCAUCAUCGAUCAACGGAGGCUACUACUAUGAUUCCUUUUUGGGUUUUAUUCAACACCUGCACAGUAUACAGCAUAGCGAUUGGUGUUUUGAUCGGGCAUUUAUUCUGGGAAAAGAAAAGUACUGUACUAUUAAACUAACUUAUCCAUAUAGACAUCUCCUAUCCAGUAUUGAC
Molecule: messenger RNA, 2210 nt
Organism: Aspergillus alliaceus
Lineage: Eukaryota; Fungi; Ascomycota; Eurotiomycetes; Eurotiales; Aspergillaceae
Exons: 2
Coding region: 15-2030 (671 amino acids)
Cellular component (GO): mitochondrion
Source: RefSeq, a predicted model, not a curated record